This is a messenger RNA of Chinchilla lanigera (long-tailed chinchilla), 599 nucleotides long. RefSeq lists its product as uncharacterized. The record is from RefSeq and is a predicted model, not a curated record. Lineage: Eukaryota; Metazoa; Chordata; Mammalia; Rodentia; Chinchillidae.
AUGGAGUUUCUGGCUGCUGAUUUCCUUUCUCCUCCACUCACAGACACUGACUCCACCGCCAAGACUCAGCAGAAAGGCUGGGGAUCACAGCAGGAAGAUGCCCUGCGGAAAAGAAACAAAACUGGAUGCAGAGCCCACCGCGUGGGGCGGAGUCGCAGAAGGGGCGGAGGCAGCGGCGGCCAUUGCAUUCUGGGCAUUGUAGUCUGGGCCCCGGCCGCCGAAGGUGCCGGUCCACGUGGUGCGUUUGGCGGCCGCUUUGGGCAGCGGCUCCCUCGCUCCCGGGACGCAGCCCCUGGGGUGCGGGUGCCAGCGGGGGUAGCCAGCCUCGGCGGGCACCGGCCGGAGGAAGGGCCGGAGGCAGCCGGAGGCUUCGCGACGUUUUUGCGACAGCCGCGGCCGUGUUCCGCGCGGGCCCUGCCUCCGCCUCUCUGCGCGGAGGUACCGGCUGUUGUGCGGCGCUGCCUUUCUGCCCGAGUGCAUGGGAGCGUGAGUGAGGGAGCGAGUGCGUGCGAGCGGGCGAGCGUGUGCGAGCGGGGCGGCGUGAGUGCGCGUGCGAGCGGGGGAGAGCCCGCCGUGGCCGCCUCGCCGCUCGCACUGCC